AUGUGUCCUCCGAGAGUUCCACAUGGGACCCUUGAUACAAAAGGGAAAAUGAGAGCCAGGCCCUCCUCUGGGCCGUGGAGAGUCUCUGAUCCAACUCUGUUCCAAAUGACCUUGGUCGCUGCUCUGUUGGCAACUGUUCUUGGCAAUUGUGGUCCUCCACCUUAUUUACCGUUUGCUUCUCCGAUAAAGAAGUUGUAUGACACAGACUUCAAAACUGGAACUACACUGAGAUACACCUGCCAUCUUGGCUAUAGUAAAAUCAGUUCAAGUUCAGUUACUUGUAAUGAUAGAGGCUCAUGGGACUAUAGUGCUUUUUGUGCUAAGAAACAAUGCAGAAACCUAGAAGACUUACCCAAUGGGAAAGUGGAAGUUAAGACAGAUUUUCUUUUUGGUUCAACUGUAGAAUUCAGCUGCUCAGAGGGGUAUAUCUUAGUUGGCUCAACCACUAGUCAUUGUGACAUCCAAGGUAGAGGAGUUGACUGGAGUGAUCCUCUCCCACAAUGUAUAAUUGCCAAGUGUGAGCCUCCUCCAGCCAUCAGCAAUGGGAAGCACAACGGUGAAGAUGAAGACCUCUACACAUAUGGCUCUUCUGUCACUUACAGCUGUGACCCUGGCUUCUCAAUGUUGGGCAAAGCCUCCAUUUCUUGCACAGUGGAAAAUAAAGCAAUAGGUGUCUGGAAUCCAAGCCCUCCUACUUGUAAAAAUAUUGUCUGUCAUCGACCACAAGUUCCAAAUGGAAUCAUUGUCUCUGGAUUUGGACCCACCUAUAACUACAAAAACUCUCUUGUGUUUAGCUGCAAGAAAGGUUAUGUCCUCAAAGGCAGUCAUUUAAUCCGUUGUGAAGCUAAUAACAAGUGGCAUCCUUCUCCUCCCAUUUGUGAACUCAAUAGUUGUAUUGGGUUACCAGACAUCCCCCAUGCUGUCUGGAAUAGAAGAGGCUAUGAGCUAAGUAACCAAGAAGUAUUUGCAGUUGGGACUGCAUUGAAAUAUCAAUGCAAGCAUGGCUAUAGACCUAUUCCAGAUGAGCCUCUGACUGUGACUUGUCAGGAAAAUUUCACGUGGACACCAUCUGAAGGGUGUGAACAGGUAUGUUGCCCAAUACCAGAGCCGAAGAAUGGCAGAAUCACCACAGAGAAAAAGUGUUUUGCCACUAGCUGUGUCCAUUUCUAUGGAGAUGUGGUUUCAUAUACAAGUUAUGAACAAUAUAAGUUUGAAGCUAAAUGCCAAGCAGAUGGCAUGUGGUGUCCUGAAGCACCAACAUGUGAUCUGAAUUGCGAUUCUCCUCCUGUCAUUGCCCAUGGACAUCAUAAACUAAUCAGUUCAUUCCUUGGAUUAAAAAGUGGUGAUGCUAUAUACAAAUGUGAUGAAGGGUACACCCUGGUUGGAAAGAACAAACUCUCCUGCACUUCUUCAGGCUGGUCACCUGCAGCCCCUCAAUGUAAAGCUUUGUGUCUGAAACCAGAGAUAGAACAUGGAAGGUUAUCUGUGGAUAAGGAUGGAUAUGUUGAACCUGAAAAUGUCACUGUCCAGUGUGACUCUGGCUAUGCUUUGGUUGGUUCCCAAAGUAUCACUUGUUUAGAAGACAGAACGUGGUACCCGGAGGUGCCCAAGUGUGAGUGGGAGUACCCUGAAGGCUGUGAGCAAGUGGUCAAAGGCAAGAAACUCAUGCAGUGUCUCCCAACCCCAGAGGAGAUGAGAUUGGCCCUGGAGGUGUAUAAGCUGUACCUGGAGAUUCAACAACUGGAGCUUCAGAACCAUAAGGCAAAGCAAGCCACUCAGGAGUGUUCACUGUAAUGUUUCCCACGAAGGGGAGGAAAAUGUGCCUUGCUGCCUUAAAUCCAAUAUGGAUCACUUCAGUUAAUCACCUUUACCAUCUCUUUUACACCAUCAAUUGUGGUAAUAAUUAUCUAGAAAGGAUAAUUGGUUAAUAUUUAGUGCUU
Eubalaena glacialis (North Atlantic right whale) is the source of this 1940-nucleotide messenger RNA. Its product is annotated as C4b-binding protein alpha chain-like. NCBI's taxonomy places the organism in Eukaryota, Metazoa, Chordata, Mammalia, Artiodactyla, Balaenidae. The record is from RefSeq and is a predicted model, not a curated record.